This is a messenger RNA of Lizanozyma spartinae, 1608 nucleotides long. It is a transcript of the gene MODF, whose product is annotated as Modfp. Gene Ontology annotation, molecular function: ATP hydrolysis activity; ATP binding. Lineage: Eukaryota; Fungi; Ascomycota; Pichiomycetes; Serinales; Debaryomycetaceae. Gene Ontology annotation, cellular component: mitochondrion. The transcript has a single exon. The record is from RefSeq and is a predicted model, not a curated record. Bases 1 to 1608 code for a protein of 535 amino acids.
AUGAAGUCAAGCUCCCGUUUAUACCAGUGCUUGGUUCGAUUCCAAAACGCAACGUUCCGAGCUGAUACUAGAACCACCACUCCACAGGUCUUUAAAGCUCCUAUAGAAGAAUUUUCAGUGUUCAAGCCUAACGAUCAAGAUGAUCAAGACCACUCGUCGUUUUGGGCUAUAACCGGGCCUAAAAAGACUCAAUUCCUCCAAUGCAUAGGUGGGAAAUACAUCACAUCACCCCCGUUAGCCCGAACUUAUCCCUUCUUGAAAGAGAAACACAGUGGGUUUAAUGAUAGAGUCCAAUUGCUAAACUUUAGAGAACAAUCAGGUCUCGAUAAAACUUAUUUGCUGGCAAGGUACGAGACGUUUGCCUUCAAAGGAAAACUUGAAAUGGCUGACGAUGUGAACUCGGUUCAUAAUUAUGUCACUGGAGCCUAUAACUACAAUAAUAAUAAUGUUGUUGUGAAUCCCCAGUUUGAAGCCUAUUUGUUUUCUUUACUUAACUUGAACCAUUUAUCUAAUAAAUGGAUUAACCUGUUGAGUAAUGGACAAAUGCGCCGAGCAAGAAUUGCUAAACUGUUGAUCACCCGACCGGAAUUGCUCGUUAUAGACGACCCCUUUCUUGGACUAGAUCCGGGCGCUACAGCCAUGGUGUCUGAAUCUCUUAAACGGGUGGCUUCAGAGCUUCAAAUUGGGAUUGUGUUGGGGUUAAGAGUACAAGACGAUAUCCCAAAUUGGAUAGACAAAGUGGGAUAUGUUGAUGAUGAAGGACUCUCUGUCGUUGAUCCAAGUAAAUUUCAGAGCCACUCCACAGGUCGUACUGUUCUAAGACAUCAGCAUAAUAAGAAGGAGAAUAUGGUACCGACUGCUUUAAAGGAUACAAUGUCUGCCAAAAUCAAUGUUCCACCACAUAUCCAAUUUGAUAAUGCAUCUGUCGUAUACCGUGGGUUGCCCGUACUACUUGAUUUUAACUGGAUAGUUCAACCUGGUAGUAGAUGGAGAAUACUUGGUGAUAAUGGUACUGGUAAAACAACCAUUCUCCUGCUAAUAACAGCAGACCAUCCUCAAUCUUGGAAGUCUGUUCUUAGUGUUAAUGGUAAACUUAGAAAAUCUGGUACUGGAGUUAACUUCUUUGAUGUGAAUAAUAACCUUGGAUUAUCAUCACCAGAGUUGCAUGCUUUGGUUCCUCCUGGCAAAACCAUGUGGCAAGUGAUUCUUUCAGGACUAGUUAAGGAUGUGGGUAACUCCAAUUUCAUGUUUACAGGGAAAGAAAACCAGCUAGGACAUUUUGGUUUAUCAAUAUUACAACAGUUCAAUGAUAGACUUGAAAAGUCUAAAGAUACACCCUUCUGUCAAUUAUCAAUAACAGAUCAGAAGUUGGCUCUCUUCCUUAGAGCCAUAGUAAAGAACCCCCAAUUACUUAUAUUAGAUGAAGCGUUCAGUUGUAUGGAUGAAGAAUCCGUAAUGGAAAGGUGUCAUGAUAUUGUUAAUCAUCAGAUGCAUUCCACAACUGUGUUAAGCAUAGGACAUCUAGAUUGGGAACUUGUUAAGCUGGAUUAUGUGCUUCAUUUGGUUGGUGAUGAUCAAAGACACUACAACUAUUACAAGUAUACAUAG